AUGGAUGGAGGCCAAGAUGGCCCCGAAGGCUCAGAUCACAACAUGGACCUAGAAGAAGGCAAUGCCACCGCUAGGGUCAAAAGGGCAAAAGCAACAAAUUGGCCCAGGGUGAUGUCAAAGUUUUUGCUUGAUUGGUACCUUGAUAAGAAGAAGGGAAUGCCACCCAAGACCAAGUUCAAGAAGAAUCACCACGUUUGGUGCACAUCUGCAGUAAAUGCUAAAUUCAGAACAACUUACUCUGUUGAUCAGGUCCAUCGCCAUUUUAGACGUUUCAAGGAGAUCUGGAUCAUUGUGACUCGGUAUGCCAAUGAGAGUGGGAGCAGGUUUAACAAUAAACACAAAAUGCUAUUACUUCCUCCAGCCACUAUGGCUAGUUUACCUAUAGCGGAGCGUGCUAUCCUCGCUAAGCCCAUUCCAUUCUUCGAUCAUCUGCUUCAUCUCUUCAAUGAUGGCCAGCUGGAUGCAGUGUGCAUGAGAGACCCUAUUACGACUGAUGAUUCUGAUGAGGAAUUGGAAGCACAGAUUGCCUUGAACAUUAUUGCCUCAGGUGCAGAUACAAGGGACCAAGAUGGGGCAGACUUAGAUAAUAUGGGAUUGGAGGGUGAAGAUAACCAUCAUGAGGUGGCAGCAAGUAGUGGUGAGGUGCCUUGUGAAGUGAUGUCUGAUACUAGUCCACCAUCUGGGUCCUUUGCUGAGAGCACAAUGGCUGCUCUUAAGCCUAGCGCAAAGAAGUUGAAGAUCAUCAGCAAAACAAAACUAAGCCCAAAGCCGCAGGCUCCUCUGCCACAUGAUGGAAGGAACGUGGAUGCACUGAACAGCACCUUAGUAGGGAUCCGUGACAGUGCUCCAAAACCUGUUCGGGCAGCACCAACAUCAGACCCGAAUGCUCCUCUGUGGAACAUGCUAAAAGAAAUUCCACUGACACAACCUGAUAGGCUAUCUGUUGGAAUGUAUCUUUGUAAGCCAGAGUCUGAAGUGCAUCGAAGCUUUUUCAUGAACAUGGGCAAGGAGUACCUUGAAGCAUGGGCCCGUAAGUUCUUGGCUGGAGAGGAGCCUGGAGCCGUGUAG
Molecule: messenger RNA, 1068 nt
Organism: Miscanthus lutarioriparius
Lineage: Eukaryota; Viridiplantae; Streptophyta; Magnoliopsida; Poales; Poaceae
Source: the annotation of a GenBank genome assembly